AUGUCGGCGGGCAAGCGCUAUCGCGCGGAGCCCUCGCGGAAGACGGUGAUGCUGGAGGUGGGCGAGUCGCUCCGCCAGGCCAGCCGCACGGGGGAAGCCGGCAGUGGCGGAAUCGGCCGCGGAGGGACUUCCGCGGGUCGUUCUCUCGGCCGUGCGAGUGGCGGCGAGCGGAAUGCGAAUCUGAGCUCGCCGCCAGCCGCGGAGGUCUCCGUGGACGGGGGAGGCCCCACGGGCGAAGCGGGUGGGCUUGAGCGAGGGGAAUGGCCGCGACAGGCGGCGCUGAGCGCGGAGACGCGCGCGAGGAGCGGGCCACCGACGGGCGUGGGGGGUAGGGGGAACGGAAGAGGGGUAGGCGGAAGGAAGGGGGCGAGCGAGGACGCGCGGAGAGCGGGGGUAGCGGGUGCGCGGGGCGGUUCCGGGAUGGGCGGGGGCAGCGCGGCAGCAAGGGGGUGGGCGGGUGACGCGUCGCUGGAGCGGCUGCAGCGCGAGGCGACGAGCUACAGGCUGUGGGGCGCGGGGGGGACAGCUGGCGCCACGUCAGCAGCAGCAGGGGCGGCGGACGCAGACGCCACACAGCCCGCCACGCCUCCGCUGAAGCUACCAGAGCGGUUUGGAUCGGUGGAGGAGUAUGUGGGGGCGUUUGAGCCGCUGCUGUUUGAGGAGGCGCGCGCCCAGGUGGCGAGCAGCUGGGAGGAGGUGGACGGCGGCGAGGGGGGCGGCGGGCGCGCAGGGGGAAGCAGCGCGGGCGUGGCAGUGCGCGUGGCGUCGCUGGAGGCCACCCACCGAGGCUGGCACGAGAUGCUGCUACAGCUGCUCGGCGAGCAGCAGCAGCAGCAGGGGGGGCGGCGGGCGGGGUGGAAGGAGGGCGAGUGGAAGGAUGGUGACGUGGCUGUGCUGUCCACUGCACGGCCAGCAGCCAGAGAUGAUGACCAAUCACGCUCAUCACCACUACAGCCACCCCAGCAGCUGCGCAUAGCUGGCAUCGGGCGGCGCUGCUACGAGCCCAUGCAGGACGACCGCGGUGCCGCCCGGGCCACCUUCAUUUUUACCUUCCACGAGUCCGCCCUGCCGCCCGAGUAUGUCGCCCUGCCGCCCGAGUAUGUAGCCCUGCCGCCCGAGUAUGUAGCCCUGCCGCCCGACGAGCCUGUGUCUCUCCUCAAUGAGGUCAAGAGCAGGAACCUUCCGUGCACCUUCAUGCCAGUGACCUCGCUGACGACGGCGCAGAGGGAGUUCUCCUCCCUGCACUCCGUGGCGCACCUGCAGCCCCAGAUGCUGGAGGCCGUGCUGCGCCCGGGCCCGCACCUCUUCCCAGACUACGUCACCGAGAUGCCGCCGGACCUCUCCGCCGUCUUCCCGCCCGCCUUCUGUGCGCACCUGCAGGCCUCCUUCAACGCGCCGCAGCUGCAGGCCAUCCACUGGGCCGCCGCCCACACCGCCGCCCACACGCCCGCUGCGCCUGCCAGUGCAGCCGGCACUGCUGCCUCCAGCCGGUCGGGGUCGGGAGGUGCGGGGGGCAGCAGCAAGGGCGGGUGGCCGUUCACGCUGGUGCAGGGGCCGCCGGGGACGGGGAAGACGCAUACGGUGUGGGGCAUGCUCAACGCCAUCCACCUCGUGCACUACCAGCGCUACUACCACUCGCUCCUCGCCAAGCUCGCCCCCGCCGCCUCCGCCACUUUCCUACCCGACGACCCACCGUCGGCAGGUGCCGGCUCGGAAGGUGCCGGUUCAGCGGAGGCGGUAGUUUCGGGAGGGGGCAGCAUAGAGGAUCUGCUGGAGAGCAUGGAUCAGCUGGCCCCGCGGCGGCAGGUGCGCGUGGCACGCAAGCCGCGCAUGCUGGUGUGUGCGCCGUCCAACGCGGCAGUGGACGAGCUGCUGUCGCGUGUGCUCUCCAAGGGCUUCCUGGACGGCGAGAUGCGCACCUACCGGCCGGAUGUCGCGCGCGUUGGUGCCGAGGCCGCCACCCCCGCUGCUCAGGUGGAGAGGAGGGGGGGGGUGUGGUGA
Molecule: messenger RNA, 2001 nt
Organism: Closterium sp. NIES-65
Lineage: Eukaryota; Viridiplantae; Streptophyta; Zygnematophyceae; Desmidiales; Closteriaceae
Source: the annotation of a GenBank genome assembly